Messenger RNA from Danaus chrysippus (African queen), 999 nucleotides. The record is from the annotation of a GenBank genome assembly. NCBI's taxonomy places the organism in Eukaryota, Metazoa, Arthropoda, Insecta, Lepidoptera, Nymphalidae.
AUGGCAAAUACGAAAAAAAGUGAUGAUGUGGAUAUACCCAAUGAGGAAGGAAACCUUUUGCAACCACCUACAGAAAAAAGUCCUACAACCCGAAACCCAUUGAUGAAAGUACGUACUUACGUGUUGGCACUUCGACCGUGGUCUCUUAGUGGAAGUCUGUUACCAACGCUUUUGGGAGCUGCUCUCGCGUAUCGUCUACCCGGAGAAAGCGGAUUUAAUUGGGUCACAUUACUUAUAACACUGUGCACUGUUAUUCCCGUACAUGGCGCCGGAAAUGUCGUCAAUACCUAUUUCGAUUUUGUCAAAGGAAUAGAUAAUCGAAAAUCGGAUGACAGAACACUUGUUGAUCAUAUUUUAAGUAAAGAUGAAGUUGUUUCUUUGGGAGCUAUACUGUAUAUGGCUGGUUGUGCAUUUUUUGUGCUUUUAGUGGUUCUAUCUCCUGCUAGAAUGGAACAUCUAGCUUUGGUAUACUUUGGAGGCCUAUCAUCGUCUUUUUUAUAUACUGGUGGAAUUGGUUUAAAGUACAUUGCUCUCGGUGAUAUAAUAGUGUUAGUAAUAUUUGGCCCUGUAUCUGUGGUGUUUGCUUUUCUGGCACAAACAGGAAGAGUUGAUUGGCCAAUAAUUUACUAUGCAAUCCCUCUGGCUUUAAACACUGAAGCUAUUUUACACAGCAACAAUACUAGAGAUUUGGAGGCGGAUAGUAAAGCAGAGAUUGUGACUUUGGCCAUACUGAUUGGUAGGACAGCAUCAUACCUGUUAUAUGCCUUCCUACUCUUUACACCAUAUAUAAUGUUUGUUGUGGCAUCAGUCCGCUGCUCACUAUGGUUUUUACUUCCAAUGCUCACAUUGCCUCGAGCUUUUGAAAUUGAAAGGAGGUUUAGGAAAUCGGAAACUAUGCAAUAUGUUCCAAGACAAACGGCAAGACUUAAUUUCUAUUUUGGUAUGCUUUAUGUGAUAUCUUGCUUGUUUGCUAACAAACUACCAUUUCUUUUAAGAUAA